UAACCAAGAGAUGAAGAGAGUAAAGAAAGCUCAGGAAGGAGUUUCAUGCACCAGACAUGGAGCCAUGAGGGCACUGUGCUGCUGCUUGGGAAGGGGCAGCUGUCAUUCAGCUAUAGCUCCACUUCAGAUAUUUUUCUAAGGAAGAAAAAACUCACUGGAAGAAGAAGAAACAGCCCAACCUGAGUUCUCCUCUGAGCAGUGAUAAGUUGGGAUGCCUCUGUUCAGGCAUGAUAAUGAGUCACUUCCGUUGGUCAAGGCAGUAGCAGAAUCCUAUGAUAGCCAGGUGGGAGAAGGGGAGCAAAGACAUUCUACCUGCCUGGAAGAAGACACCUUCUGACCUGCCGAGUGAGUGACCAGGUGGUCCCUAGAGCUGACAAUGGAUGCCAUUCACAUGGGUAUGUCCAGUGCCUCGCUGGUGAAGCAUACAGCUGGGGCUGGACUCAAAGCCAACAGACCCCGGGUCAUGUCCAAGAGUGGACACAGCAAUGUGAGAAUCGAUAAGGUGGAUGGCAUAUAUUUACUCUACCUCCAAGACUUAUGGACCACAGUCAUCGACAUGAAAUGGAGAUACAAACUCACCUUGUUUGCUGCCACAUUUGUGAUGACCUGGUUCCUUUUUGGGGUGAUAUACUAUGCCAUUGCAUUUAUUCAUGGAGACUUGGAACCAAGUGAGGUUAUUUCCAAUCACACUCCCUGCAUCAUGAAAGUGGACUCUCUCACGGGAGCCUUUCUUUUCUCUCUGGAAUCGCAGACAACGAUUGGCUAUGGGGUCCGCUCCAUCACAGAGGAAUGUCCUCAUGCCAUUUUCCUGUUGGUAGCUCAGCUGGUCAUUACAACCUUGAUCGAAAUCUUCAUCACGGGCACCUUUCUGGCCAAAAUUGCAAGACCUAAAAAGCGUGCUGAGACCAUCAAGUUCAGCCACUGUGCAGUCAUCACCAAGCAGAAUGGGAAGCUGUGCUUGGUGAUCCAGGUGGCCAACAUGAGGAAGAGUCUCCUGAUCCAGUGCCAACUCUCAGGGAAGCUCCUCCAGACCCACGUCACCAAGGAGGGGGAGCGCAUCCUCCUCAACCAGGCCACUGUCAAAUUCCACGUUGACUCCUCUUCUGAGAGCCCCUUUCUCAUUUUGCCCAUGACCUUCUACCAUGUACUAGAUGAGACGAGCCCCCUGCGUGACCUCACACCCCAAAAUCUGAAGGAGAAGGACUUUGAACUUGUGGUUCUCCUUAACGCCACUGUGGAAUCCACCAGUGCUGUCUGCCAGAGCCGAACAUCUUAUAUCCCAGAGGAAAUCUAUUGGGGUUUUGAGUUUGUGCCCGUGGUUUCUCUCUCCAAAAAUGGAAAGUAUGUGGCUGAUUUUAGUCAGUUUGAACAGAUU
Messenger RNA from Tupaia belangeri chinensis (Chinese tree shrew), 1375 nucleotides. RefSeq names its product potassium inwardly rectifying channel subfamily J member 15 (gene KCNJ15). The annotation marks the transcript as partial. Gene Ontology annotation, biological process: potassium ion import across plasma membrane; regulation of monoatomic ion transmembrane transport. Lineage: Eukaryota; Metazoa; Chordata; Mammalia; Scandentia; Tupaiidae. Gene Ontology annotation, molecular function: inward rectifier potassium channel activity. The record is from RefSeq and is a predicted model, not a curated record. The transcript is spliced from 4 exons. Gene Ontology annotation, cellular component: plasma membrane.